Messenger RNA from Achroia grisella, 816 nucleotides. RefSeq lists its product as uncharacterized. The coding region runs from base 1 to 816 and encodes 271 amino acids. The transcript is spliced from 6 exons. NCBI's taxonomy places the organism in Eukaryota, Metazoa, Arthropoda, Insecta, Lepidoptera, Pyralidae. The record is from RefSeq and is a predicted model, not a curated record.
AUGCCUACAAUAUAUCAUAUUGAAACCUCAGAGACUUUAUUGGAAAACUAUUUGAAUGAAGAGUUUCAAGCAAUGCUCAAACCUCUAAAUUUACUGCAAUACAUUUUGUUAACCUCAAAAUACAGAAUUAGAGAUAAUUUUAUUACACCAAACGGAUCUUUGCAUAAAUUAGUAGCUACCGUCAAUUACGAAGUAGCAUUAUGGACUACUGAACUGCAUCGUCGUCCUGAAUCUCGUCAUGGAAUAUAUAUAAUGGAUAAUGAAUUAAAUGAUUUUACAAGAUCUGGACAAAAGUAUACCAAAAAGUUAUUCAGUAUUUAUGCUUUAAUACUAUUUACAGCGAUAAGUUUUUUGUUUUGGAUUCUGAAAAAUACAGUUUUGCAUGGCUUGCUAAGCUAUCAAUGUGAAAAAUUUUAUAUGGCGCUCAAAGAUGCUGAAAUUCUUUUCCAUACCACAGAGACCUUCAUACACAAUCUUAUAUAUGUGGAAUUCUUAAUAGUAUUGAUCAAAUUUCAUAAACAGGAUAAUUCAAAUUAUUUAUUACAAGUACACGUAUCUGUUGAAAGUGAAAAAUUAACUUUAGCAUUUAAAAGUGUAGUAGCGGUAUCUGCAUCUGUUAUGCAACAAAAUACCUUAUCGGAAGAGGAGAGAAGAAUUUACAAGAACAUACAUCGUUUGAGCCGUGCAUCGUGCAAUAAGAUGAACGCGUGCGGAUUGUACGAUAUUGAUGCAACUUUGCCGUUACGUCUACUUAGUCUUUUAGCCACCUACACGAUUGUGUUAUUACAAUUCGCUUUACUCAAUAUAGAAACUUAA